AUGUCCAGGCCGAAUUCCAUUCGGAACAGACCAUCAGCUACAGUUGAAGAAGAUUGGUCUAAGAUCACGGAUAAGACGGCCAGGAAGCGAGUCCAGAACCGCGUUGCCCAGCGAAACUACAGUGAGACCCUGCCGGCCCAUUAUUUUGUGAACUAUUUAGCUCAGGUCAGACCCAUAGGAAGAAAUCUGAAACAGCGAAUUCAAGAUCUUGAGCGGCAAAAUGGCUCGGGAUGUGUGAGAACCAUAAAAGAUACUCUUCACUGCUGUUCCGAAGGGCAAGCUGUGAGGAGCCAAGAUGAAUGUGCGGAUACUUGCAUAGGUGUCCCAUUGCACCAACACCAGGCCGGCGAAGUUCAUAACCCGCACAAUCAUUGCGUUCAAGCAUCGGCAGAGCCUGAAUUAGCCUAUCCAGUGUCUUUUCUCAAGCCUGCCCUUAUCAAUAGUCAGAGAUCUCCCCAAAGUUUGAAUCAUCUACUUUCUUUGGGAGGGACAGCGAGUCAUGGACAGAAAUAUGGGGAUAUACCAAUGCCUUCUCUUCGGUCUCCAAUAGACUGCUCCGAAGACUCACUUCAAGUACCAUCGGAGCAAGCUGAUGAGGCUUUUUCUGAUAAGGACUGGAAAAUUGCUGGAGCAAUCGAAGAAGAGGCCAACGAUUUUCAACCCACUUUGCAGAAGAAUAGUGAGAAUUUGAUUAAACCAAAUCUUCCCGUGGCGGAAACAGACUUCUGUUCUCGCCGUUCGGAAUGUGUCGCCAGGGAGACUCGCCGCAUUGGCAAAGGAAUCGCUGUACCCGGAAACUCUGCCCCUUCCAAAAGUAAACAUGGAAUUGAUCCGGAUGGCAUGAACAGGGCACAGCAAUCAAGCACGGUUCCUGAUAUCCCACCGGACACGGCGAGCUUGCAAGAAAGGGUCGAGUUUCUUCUCGAAUGUGCGAACAGAGUCGGGUUCACCAAAUUUGAUACAGCCAUAUCCCAUUAUUACACAGCCGAAUUUUCCCAAUCAUCGAUUGCUUUCAAUGCUCAACGAGUUAGCAGAAAGCGACACUUGCCUGAGGUCCUGGCUCUUAUCCGCGAAAAGGCCAACUCGUGGAGUCAGUGGGAAGCUCAGGGAUAUCGUGACGAAACAUUGAAGUCUUCGGAACAAUUCCUACUAGAGGAAUAUAGACAUGCAAAUUCAUUGAGUGACGGGCAAAUAUUCCAGCAUAUAAGGCGUAAGUCGCUAGGUCAUAAGCAGAGCCCAAGUGAAGAUCUUAUCUCGGAUGUCAAUAAGACUCUCCAGGCAAAGAAAGUCUCGCUGGAUUUGCUGCUGUGCUGGGUUGAUAUCUGUAUGAGCAAGUAA
Penicillium hordei is the source of this 1338-nucleotide messenger RNA. RefSeq lists its product as uncharacterized. The record is from RefSeq and is a predicted model, not a curated record. Lineage: Eukaryota; Fungi; Ascomycota; Eurotiomycetes; Eurotiales; Aspergillaceae. The transcript is spliced from 3 exons. Bases 1 to 1338 code for a protein of 445 amino acids.